AUCGUGACUCUAGCUCACGGGAUUGGUGUUGGUAUCACGGGAAGGAUAAGUAUAUAAGAGGAUCAACCGAAUGAAGACAUUAUUCUGAAAGCAUUUCGUUCAUCCAACAGACAUGAAACUUACACUAUUUCUCGUCAUUGCUCUGUUCAGCUCUGUUAUUGCGGUGAUAUCCAGCCAGGGGUGCAGGGAUGAUAGUGACUGUACUCACGUGACAUGUGACAGUUCCUCAAGGCUUGCCUGCUCUCAUGGACAAUGCACCUGUCUGGUUGCAGCCAAUCCUGGUUCCUGCUUUUCAGCCACAUGUACCGCCCGCGCCGACUGCGACAGCUGUAAUUGUAGAGACAGCCACGACGAACGUCACUGUUUUGACGGCCACUGUCUUUGUGGACAUGGUCCAACUGGACCUGGUGGACCAGGCGUAGGGAAAUAAAUGAGAAACCCCAUGGAAAGACUCCAUAUCACGUGGAUCCAUACAUGUAUACAUGUAAAAUAAAUCUGCAAAUACA
Molecule: messenger RNA, 506 nt
Organism: Haliotis rubra (blacklip abalone)
Lineage: Eukaryota; Metazoa; Mollusca; Gastropoda; Lepetellida; Haliotidae
Product: serine protease inhibitor Cvsi-2-like
Exons: 4
Coding region: 113-430 (105 amino acids)
Source: RefSeq, a predicted model, not a curated record